Messenger RNA from Plodia interpunctella (Indianmeal moth), 3930 nucleotides. RefSeq lists its product as uncharacterized. The coding region runs from base 294 to 1130 and encodes 278 amino acids. The transcript has 7 exons. Gene Ontology annotation, cellular component: plasma membrane. Lineage: Eukaryota; Metazoa; Arthropoda; Insecta; Lepidoptera; Pyralidae. The record is from RefSeq and is a predicted model, not a curated record.
UCUCGGCGUUCCAUCGCACACGGUGUGACAGCUGCUCUAAUAUCGCAACAAUACAUUGCACUAGCUGUCGUCACGCGAUAUUUAAAACUAUUAAAAUACUGGUUCCAAAAAUGUGACAGUUACAUUAUGCCGUACGAUUUCCUGUGAAAAAGUUUUACGAUUUUAGGUGAGGAAACCAUCCUCGGCUCCCAGAUGAGCAGUUUCAGUGUAAAGAGAGAGUCAAGGCCACAAAAAUUGCUCCCCACGGCAGUCCGGCGCGGGCGUACAUCGCUUACCACAAGCUGGGCACAGGCAUGGAGGCCCAGACCUCCACGCCGCACACUGAAUGCGAGUGCGGCGUCCACCCCUCCGUGUUUUACCUACUGGCAACCCUGCUACUCACCAGCUGUUCAACGGCGAUGCUAUGCGCGUCCAUCAUGACAGAUCACUGGGAGCAAGUGAAGUGGGACCACACCGCGCUGGCAGCCCUAGCUAACGCCUCCAACACAGCCCUGCAGUGGCUGCUCGAUGACAAGGUCGCUAAGAUCGAAGACACAAGUCACAAAAAGGCCCAGGCGACCUUUCUCGUCCCAAUGAACGGCGGGAUCUGGACCAUGUGCGUGUCAUUAGAAGACGAGGAGGUGACAAUAUUAUACCGCGCUGGGUUCCCCAAGCAGCCGCUUUGCACCAACUACCUGGCAGACAACGACGAUGAAGAACCCAGGGCUGAUUGGCAACAUCGCAUGCAGAAUCUAUCCAUAUCAUGCGCGUUGGUCUGUUUGAUAGUGCUGGGCAGCGCGGCACUGGUCGGCACCUUCGGAGUCUGCAAGCACCAGAUUAGUGCCGUGCUCAUCACUGGAGUUAUGUACCUUUUAGCUGGUCUAUUCGCAAUGUUCACGCUAAUGAUCAUCCACUUCAAGCGAAUCCAACGCGUCUCCACCAGAGGUUCUAUGCAUGGAGACGACACAAGCGACGGAGUGGUUGGACCCCAAAAUCCUGCCUACUACCUACUCUCCGCUAGGGAAUUCUCCACCUCAUGGUCACUAGACCUCGGCUGGGGCGGAGUGGCACUCGCCGCUACCACGUCUCUUUUAUGGAUUUUACUCUCUAAAAUCAUGAGGUAUAAUCCUAUAUCUACUUUGUUGUUGUAAAUCUCUUAAGGCCCAAGUUAAAGCUUGCUAGAAGCCUUUCUGGACCUGAUCUCUUCCUUAUCAGUUAGUCAAUUACAUUUUCGAUGGUUCGCCCUGUAUAUUCCACUGAUAAAAUGUGAGUCUGUUUGAAUGUUCAAUGUAGACCCAGUUUCAAGUGAUGAAAUAAUACUUUCGAAACAGAUGAUCAUUUCUUAUAUUGAAACGCAAAUGAAUCCUCGAAACCAUAUCCAAACGGGUAAAUCAAUUUUCAAUCUCGCCGCCCUAUCAAUUGCAUUUUGAGAGCUCAAUGGUCUGACGGUUCAAUUAGUAAAACAUUUCUACAUUUGAGAUAACAGAUUCAGAUAACGAAUAUUUGAGAAAUAUAUAUUCAUAACGCUUAACACGUUAAGCUUAAUCACAGAGCUUGCCAGCCGUCCAUGCCGUUUUUAAUGUUAAUCGUUAAAUCUCCUUCUCAUCUAAUCUAUAAUUCUAAAAUAUUGGAGCUGUGUAACAUUAUUGAUUAUUCCAAAAUUAAGUACCUUCCUGGACGGUAUCGCCUGGUCUGUCAAGGAGUAGCCGUUGCUACAGGAAAUAUCAAAAUUAUCUCAAUCAAAACAAUUACCUAUAGGUAUAUUACAAACAAGAUAAAAUAAUAUCUCAUGGCUGUACAAACUAAUCGAAGCACUUAUAGUUUUUGAUUUUUUUAAAUAUACGUUACAGAUGGUUAAAAAUUGUAGGAAAUAAAAAUUAGGAAUUUUUAUUUCCUGCAAAACGUGGAGAAAUGAGCUGGGAUUUUGAGAAAAAACCAUAGAGUUAUAUCAGAUAUAGAUUAUAAUAGAACUUAAAUAUUUAGGCCAAUACUAUAAAGUUAUGUAUCUACUAAAACUUUUUUAUUUGAGUGUUUCUGUUAUGAUAUCAAUUUUAAAUGUACCUAGUAACUUAGGAAUAGAUCUCAGGAAGGCUAUCUGAUAUCAGGUAAAAUACCGCUUCAUUAGAUUCAUCUUUACUGGCCUAAAUAAUAUUAAUUUAGUAGAAACCCUUUCAAUUUGCUGCAAUUAUUAUAUACAUAGAAAAACUUAACAAAAAUGGCGGUAAAGUAAAAUAUUAAUGUUGUCGAAGGUCAUAUGUGUUGGGAGGAGAUUGAAAUUGUUUGAAGAUUGCAUAUUUUUCAGAUUUAAUCGUAUGCUGUCAAAACAUUGGGAUAACAUAGAUUCGAUAUAAAAUAAAAGUAUUUUAUUCUCAGAGUACAUACAAGAAAUAUUAUUCUUAGCACACUCCGGGCACAGAUUAUAUAAUACGUUUCGGGACUCUUGGUGUUUGAUCGAUAGAAUGUCUAAUGCCGGUUCCACACUAUCGGCGAACGAGACAGACAGAUGUCGACGCCAAUGCACGAACAUUGCGUAGUUUGUAGCACAAAAGCACUCAGCUUUUAUUUACCGCAAUAAAAAACCAGCAAUGUACACCGAAUCCAUAAAAGUUUGGUGAACUGGUCGCGGAUAUUGUGGAGCCGGCAUAAUAUACAAAGGAACGAAUGAAUGGAUCCAAAGUUCUACGGGAAAUAAAAAAUAAUAUUUCUGAAGAUUAAAAUUUUCUCCCAACACAAUAUCAAAAACUGACAGCAUUUGAAGCGUGCGAAUGAAAGUUAUGGUGCUGUGUUUACAAUAGUUCAUACGUGAAUUGAAAAAAUCAUAGUAGAAAUAUAGCGUAGUAAAAGACGUUUUACAAUAAAAAUUACAUAAUUACAUAUAAAUAUGCAUGUUAACGAUAUUGAAGCACAAAAUUAAUAAUUGUUGAAACACAAUGUUGAAAUUUUAAAAGUUUUUCUAAACCUGCAAUAUAAAUUAUGAAAAAUCGAACAGCGCAAUGCAAAUUGAAAAUCUUAUUUUAUUAAAAAUAUUAGCUUACAUAUGAAAGGAGUUAGGUAUUGUAUAUAGAUUUUUCAUAUAGGUUCAAAAUAUCUUCGAAUCAGAUAAUUUAAAUCAGAAUAUCACAUAAUUUGGUAUCUUUAUUAUCCCAAAUAUUGAGGCAGUAGUAGGCGAUUAAUCACGUGUUUACUUUAAUUCGUUAAGAUAGGUUAUUUUAAUGUCGUAAUUAUUAUCUACAUAAAUAGCUUUACUUUAUUUUAUAAAUACAAAGAUUCUAAAUUCAAGGAUUGUUUGAUAAGAAAAACAUGUUAUGGGAUAUGGAUGCAUAUGGUUUAAAUUAUCUACUUUUGUAAUAGAUUUGAAUCCACGGAAACAUACAUUGUCUGUACAGCAUAAACCAUACUCCGUACCCAAAUGAUUCGACGGAAUGUGUCAAUCUUUGGAACAAAAAUUGGUAGCCAUAUUUUUUCUAACGUUAUGAAUUUUGAAUUGAAAUUGUAUGUACAUUUUUGAGAAGACAUAGAUUGAGCCGAAUUUUUUGUACAAUUUAUUUUGAAUUUGUGAUAGUUGACAAUUACCAAUUAGUCCAUGGCAUUCAUCCUUGUUACUGAUGGCUCAAUGUUGACUUUCACUCAAUGUAAAAUUAAGUAAAAUUACGCAGGCACAACUUAUUACACAAAUAUGGUUAAGUAGUAUGUGAAUGGUAAUUUGCCUCUACAAAACAAAAAUUUAAUAUUCAGCAUCUUUCCACACGAAUUCUGUCUGCCUAUAAAGCUCGUUUACGCGACAUAAAGUUAACGAGUAUAAAUUACUAUGUAAAUGAUACGCUUUUACGCACUUUUAUGAAAAGGCGUUGUAUUGUGAUGUUGUGCUUUAUUUAGAUUGAUGUUGUUCGACGUUUUGUUGACUUGUUCUUUUGUACUUUGAAUGCAUAAAGCAAUAUUAUUUUGUUUAUA